UAGCGCCCCCGCUAAGCAUGGCAGGGCCCCUAAACCCUGGCCAUCACACCUCCGUCAUUUUUAAAUUGCUGAGCCUCGCCGGUAAGCUGGCCUCGACGGCUGUUUCUCCCCUUUCCCAUCCCCAUGAAUCCCCUGAGCUUUGAACAUCCGCGAUGUUACUAUCCAACUUGAAAUCGUCGCGCUAUGGGCGUUUUGCAGCCCUAACGAUUCCGGUGUUUGUGUUGCUUUGCCUGCUGGCCUUCACGUGGGACCCACUGCCGGGGCCUUUGCCCCGUCAGCCGACACCGCAAGCAACUCCCGAGUCUGCUCCAGCACCCAAGGUCGUCGACUCCCCCAAAGAAGCCUCCCAUAACACCAUCCCAACAACCCGACCAGUGAUUUCGGCACCCGCCGGCGAUGUGGUGGUGGGUGGGGCAAUUUCCGGCAUCACCGACAAAAUCUGGCAAUCCGCCAAGAACCCCCAUCUGAGCGACGACCAACACGACUGGAUCGACACCUGGUUCGCAAAGAACCCAUCCUUCCGCUAUGAACUCCUGACCGAUGCCUCGGCCGUGACCUUUGUUCGAACUCACUAUGCCAUGCGACCCGACAUCAUCGAGGUCUUUGAGACCCUGCCGAUCCCGAUCCUGCGGGCCGAUCUCCUUCGCUACCUGCUGGUACUCGCCGAAGGCGGCAUCUGGAGUGAUCUGGACGUGACCUGCGACAAGCCCGUGGCCGAGUGGGUUCCGGCGGAAUACAAAGACGACAAGAUUGAGAUGAUCGUGGGCUUGGAAUUCGACUUUGAAUGGCGCGGGGAGGGAACCCCGAUUGCGUCACAGUUCUGCAAUUGGGUCUUUGCCGCCCCGCCCUCGUCACGUGUUCUCCAGGUGGUCGUCGACGCUGUCGUGGCCAAGAUCAAGGAGAUUGCCGCGUUGAAUCGUGUGCAGAUCAAAGACUUGACCCUGGAGAUGCUGCCCAUCGAUGUGGUCGAUGUGACCGGGCCCAAGAUCAUGACCAUCGCGGUGCUCGAGAGCCUUCGUCAGUUGCUGGGUCGGACGGUGGAUGAUCGCGAUUUCCACGCCAUCAAGAAGCCGAAGCUAAUCGGCGAUGUCCUCAUCAUGCCGGGGGUGUCUUUCGCAGCAGCUCAGAGCGGUUAUCCUCAAGACCAAGGCGAUGCGCUGGUUACGCAUCACUAUGCAGGCUCGUGGAAGGAAGCCGAUGCUGAGGCGAAAGAGAAAAAGAAGCAGAAGCAGAAUGGAGGACAGGGCGUAUGAAGCAUGGAUGUAAUUGGAUUUACCCGGAUUGGCGUUUUGAACAUUUGGGACGAUUGUAUGGCAUAUACUAUUGUUGGUGACCAUAGCGAUGCUUUGUAUAUGAAGUUCUGAUUUGCGACAUGUUGUUUGUUAGGAAAUAUCUGGGAUAGCAAAUAAUGAGAGGAGCUUUCACCAAAUCGACAAAACUGAUUACUCCAUUUGGAGAUACCUGUACCUAACUUGGAGGACCAGAUUAUAUUACAUGGUCAGCCUUAAUUGACAU
Aspergillus sclerotioniger CBS 115572 is the source of this 1515-nucleotide messenger RNA. RefSeq names its product glycosyltransferase family 32 protein. NCBI's taxonomy places the organism in Eukaryota, Fungi, Ascomycota, Eurotiomycetes, Eurotiales, Aspergillaceae. The record is from RefSeq and is a predicted model, not a curated record. Gene Ontology annotation, cellular component: mannan polymerase complex. Bases 153 to 1253 code for a protein of 366 amino acids. The transcript has a single exon. Gene Ontology annotation, molecular function: alpha-1,6-mannosyltransferase activity. Gene Ontology annotation, biological process: protein N-linked glycosylation.